AUGUUGGCAGAAAAUAAGCAGAAAAAUCUCGAGACAUUAGGCAAGAAUUUAAAAAUGAAGGAAAGGUGGAAUCCCUUAUCUGUCGCCUAUAUAAGCGUAAAGCGUUGCCUGUGCAGUGUUGAUACAACUUCAAAAUGCCUGAUCCUUGCUGUAACGAGAAAUGCGUUUGUGCCGAGGGUGUCUGCACGAAGAGCUGCAAGUGCACAAGCUGCAAAUGCUCGUCUGGCUGCGCGUGUCCCUCCAAGGAGGAGUGCGCGACGAGAUGCACGAAGCCAUGCAGCUGUUGUCCAUAGACGUGACUCGACUACUGCCUUCCGCAUGACCAAGCAACAAAAAUAUUUAUUCUUCUAUCUCUCGUAUGUUAUGACUGAAUUAUUGGAAUGUGUCUGAAUAAAUGAAAGAAUGUGAAAA
This is a messenger RNA of Penaeus indicus, 411 nucleotides long. RefSeq lists its product as uncharacterized. The record is from RefSeq and is a predicted model, not a curated record. The transcript is spliced from 4 exons. The coding region runs from base 1 to 390 and encodes 129 amino acids. NCBI's taxonomy places the organism in Eukaryota, Metazoa, Arthropoda, Malacostraca, Decapoda, Penaeidae.